Molecule: messenger RNA, 940 nt
Organism: Dendronephthya gigantea
Lineage: Eukaryota; Metazoa; Cnidaria; Anthozoa; Malacalcyonacea; Nephtheidae
Product: protein DD3-3-like
Exons: 3
Coding region: 202-657 (151 amino acids)
Source: RefSeq, a predicted model, not a curated record
AACAACAAGGUUCCCCUUCAGCUGGCCAUAAACACGGCUCAAUUCGGUCGAACAUUCCAGGAUCGCUCUCAUGUCUUUAAGAUCAUACCAAGAAAGCCGGAGUUCCAGGAUAAGCGAAUCCUGAAUCUGAAUGUGCGAGGGAAGAGAGGGAAUAUUGUCCAGGUUUACCCCGCCGUAGAAUACGACUUCACUCCAAAGAGGAUGUCGAUUACGACAAAUGAUUACCUCCAUGUCCAAUGGACAGGUUCCAACAGAAAUCCAAAAAACAAUGCUGGUGAAGGGCGCAAACAAACCGACCGUAGCAACAUUGUCGCAAUGCAAUCGCCUGACAAAAGCUUCCCGUAUUAUGGCGCCGAUUCAUUCGAAAAUGCCCAAGUUGUUUAUGCUCUGGACGGUACUCAAGGUAUGUCGUCAGCUGACGCUGCUGUUGCCUUGGCUACGGCGGGCCACUUCAAAAACGCGGCCAAUGUUCCCGCCAAUCUGAAUCAAUUGGGUGAAUGUAAUAGACAGCAACUAGCUCAACUGGACUGCUAUCCACCGUCCUACUCUGGGUUACUCCUGCGUUUCACGAAAGCCGGAACAUACUAUUACAUGAGUUCCCGUAACAACAACUUCACCAAUCGAAGUCAAAAGGGCAGGCUUACAGUCACCGAUUAGAAAAAAAUGACGUUACAUAAUUAUAUAAAAUGCUACGUCAAUUUGUGCAUGUUAGUUACGUUCAAACAGGGUUAAUAAGAUAUAUUUUGCCCUGCAGAUAGUUUGUUCAUGUGUUAGUUACGGUAUAUUAUAUGCCUAUAGCUGUAUAACCCUUCUAGAUCCUUGCGAUCUGUUUUAGCAGUCACUGACCACGUAAAAUAUUUUUCUUUGUGUAAUCUUCUUAACUUUGCCGUUUGUAAUUCUUUUAAUAUUCAAGGAUUUCUUAAUAAAAUUAUACCCAACA